Molecule: messenger RNA, 2271 nt
Organism: Culex pipiens pallens (northern house mosquito)
Lineage: Eukaryota; Metazoa; Arthropoda; Insecta; Diptera; Culicidae
Gene: Mon1
Product: vacuolar fusion protein MON1 homolog A
Exons: 5
Coding region: 1-1725 (574 amino acids)
Biological process (GO): protein targeting to vacuole; endosome to lysosome transport via multivesicular body sorting pathway
Source: RefSeq, a predicted model, not a curated record
AUGAGCGGAGCAACUUCACAAGUUGACAUCGGUGACGCAGAACCGGGCAGUUGCCAGGAAAGUAUGCUGAUUACGACCGAUUCGAUCGAGGAGUUUUCCCAGGAAAUUAGCACCAGUUUGGUGGAGAAGGCGGAAGACGGCGGCACCGCGGCCAAGGACCAGCAGAAUGGACACGAUCAGAAGCAACCGACGGGGGACAAAGUGGUGGAAGGUGGGACGAGUGUCGGUUCGGCGGGGGGAAACAUAACAAAGAUCCAGGACGGGUUGAACGGAGAUGAUAAGGACAGUGACGGAGCGAUGAGCAAGUCGAGUUCGUUCAGCAGUGCAAAGAGUAGGGACUUGACCGCAUCCUGCACGAGUUUGGCGGAGGAAGGACCGACGAGUUCGGGUGCGACGACGACGGUGGCCACUUCUGGUCAGCAGCAGUCGUCCCCGGGGGAUGGUUGUGACCUGGAAGACUAUCUGCAUGAUCCGAAGUUCCUGAACAAGAAGCGUCAUGUGUUUAUCCUCAGCUCGGCCGGGAAACCGAUCUACUCGAUGCAUGGCUGCGAGGACAAGCUGGCGACCCUCUUCGGCGUGAUGCAGGCCUUGGUCAGCUUUGUGCAGAGCAAUAACGACGCAAUCAAAUCGAUCCACGCGAUGGGCGUCAAGUUUGUGUUUCUGGUUAAAUCUCCCCUGAUACUGGUGGCCAUCUCGCGGACGAGCCACAGCGUGCAGCAGAUCCAGCUCCAGCUGACCGACGUCUACAAUCAAAUCCUGUCGACGCUGACGCUCAGCCACAUGCAGAAGACGUUCGAGAAGCGAAAGAACUUUGACCUGCGUCGGUUGCUGGCCGGAAGCGAACGGCUCAUCGACCACCUGCUAGUCAACGACAAGUGCGACCACCGGGCCGUUUCGAACAACCCGUUCAGCUUCAUGACACAUUCCGUGCGCAUUCUGCCGCUGGCGCCGAGCGUCCGCGAGACCAUCAUCGGAGCCAUCCAGAGCAAUUGCGCCAAAAUUAAGAACCUCGUGUUCGCCGUACUGAUCGCAAACAACAAGCUGAUAGCGCUGGUCCGCAUGAAGAAGUACUUUAUCCACCCGGCGGAUCUGCGGUUGAUCUUCAACCUGAUCGAGUGCUCCGAAAGCUUCAAGUCGGCGGAGAGCUGGACGCCGAUCUGUCUGCCCAAGUUCGACUCGAGUGGGUUUCUGCACGCGCACGUGUCGUACCUGGCGGAGGAUUGUCAGGCGUGUCUGCUGCUGCUGUCGAUCGAGCGGGACGUGUUUUUUGUGCUGUCGGAGGCGAAGCGGAAGAUUACGGAUAAACUCCGCCGGUCCAACUGCCUCGAGUCAAUCAACGACGCGAUGCACAACAAGGGCAUCAAGCUGCAGAACAUUGGCAUUCCGGAGAUCCGGCACUUUGUGUACAAGAGCAAGUCGAACGCGCAGCUGCUGUGCUCAGAGCUGACCGUCCCGUACAGCAGCCUGGACCAGUUCAAGCGGCUCGAGGGCAUGUACUUUGAGCUGCACCACCGCAUCCACAACUCGGGCCGGCCGGUCAAGCUGAUCUACCAGAUGCAGGAAAAGGAAAUCCUUCUGGCUUGGGUCACCCAAGCGUACGAGCUGUUUGCGGCGUUCGAACCCACCGUGCACCGGAACGACGUCAUCAACCUGGUCAACAAGCUGCUCAAGUGGAUCAAAAAGGAGGAAAACAGUCUGUUCAUCCUGUCCGCGCCGACCUUCUAGGAGUCGGGGUCCUUUUUCCCUUCGUUUCCGCUGUUUUCGUUCGGCGCUGCCGCCACGUACCACCAGUACAGGGAGGAGGACCGUCGUAACGGCAGCGAGGACGGCGCCCAGCUCGGCUGAAGCGGGGGGAAAAAGUGCACCAAAACCAUCCACACAGAGAUUUCCUUCCCCACACACGUGUGUGCGUGUCUUACCGUUUUUGUCCGUUUGUUUUACUAGACUAGGAGCAAUAAUUCAAACAUUAUUAGGAAGGUUAACAAAAUGCUAUCACCGAACAAAAACUAUUUUUAUCGUCCACUGUGUUGCUAGUGAUUGGGCGUUGAAGACACGGCAAUGUUCGUAUAUAUAUAUAUAUAUAUUUAGAACACAACUAUUUAUUCAUAUGUGUGUGAUACGAUACGGAACGAAACAAGGGUACGUUCGAAAAUUGACUGCAAAAUUGAAUGCUAUCAUUUGGUCCUUAUUUUUUCCAAGAAAAAAAAAAGUGAAAAAAAAACUUCUCGUUUGAUGUCGGCUAGAAGCCAACGCGGAGCGCUGGACGGAGAG